ACAACUGUUUGUAAUAUGAUAAACACCCAACUUCGUGAUCAACGUGUUGUCCUCAUUAGCCAAGAUUCGUUUUAUUACCCACUGAGUGAUCAGACACUGCAAAAGGUUAAUGAGUAUAAUUUUGAUCAUCCUGAUGCCUUUGAUAUGAAGCUUUUGCUCUCGACAAUGGAGAAAUUAAAAUGUGGACAACAUGUUGAUAUACCAAAUUAUGAUUUCAAACACCAUAAGAGAAUUGAAGCUGAACGUCAGGUUCAUCCCGGAGAUAUCAUAAUCUUAGAAGGAAUAUUAGUUCUUCAUGACUCAGGUGUUCGUAAUCUUUUGAACAUGAAGAUCUUUGUUGAUGAAGAUUCUGAUGUUCGUCUUUCACGAAGAAUGAAACGUCUUGCUAUUGAUCAUGGAAGGAAUGUAGAGAAUGUGCUAGAUCAAUAUUCGAAAUUUGUAAAGCCUAGCUUUGAAGAUUUUGUGCUGCCAACGAAAAAAUAUGCUGAUAUUAUUAUUCCAAGUGGAGGGGAUAACGAUGUGGCCAUUGACUUAAUAGUACAGCACAUACGUAUGAAGCUUGGCCAAAAUGAUUUAUGCAAAAUACAUCCCAAUAUUUUUGUUAUAUUUUCAACAUUUCAGAUAAAGGGAAUGCAUACUCUCAUUCGUGAUGCUAAGGCAACAAAGCAUGACUUUGCCUUCUACUCAGAUCGUCUAAUUAGAUUGGUUGUCGAACAUGGAUUGGGUCACCUUCCUUUUUCGGAGAAGCAGGUGAUAACACCAACAGGAUCUGUAUAUUCUGGUGUUGUUUUCUGUAGUAGGUUGUGUGGAGUUUCAGUAAUUAGAAGUGGAGAAAGCAUGGAAAAUGCAUUAAGAGCAUGUUGUAAAGGAAUCAAGAUCGGUAAAAUCCUUAUUCAUGGACAUGGCACAAAUGGUCGACAGUUAAUAUAUGAGAAGCUGCCGAAAGACAUUGCAAGUCGUCAUGUUUUGUUACUCGAUCCGGUUCUCGCUACAGGAAACUCUGCAGUGAAAGCUAUCUCUCUACUUCUGAAGAAAGGUGUAGCAGAAUCUAAUAUCAUAUUUCUAAACUUAGUUGCAGCACCACAAGGAAUAAAUGCAGUGUGUGAGAGAUUUCCACUGAUAAAACUUGUAACAUCAGAGAUUGAUGUAUCACUCAAUGAGAAUUCUCAUGUCAUCCCUGGCUUAGGAGAGUUUGCUGAUCGUUACUUCGCUACUGAUGAUUAG
This is a messenger RNA of Vigna unguiculata (cowpea), 1224 nucleotides long. Its product is annotated as uridine kinase-like protein 5. Gene Ontology annotation, molecular function: ATP binding; kinase activity. The record is from RefSeq and is a predicted model, not a curated record. Lineage: Eukaryota; Viridiplantae; Streptophyta; Magnoliopsida; Fabales; Fabaceae.